Messenger RNA from Moneuplotes crassus, 1914 nucleotides. The record is from the annotation of a GenBank genome assembly. NCBI's taxonomy places the organism in Eukaryota, Ciliophora, Spirotrichea, Euplotida, Euplotidae.
UAAUGAUCCCAAGAAUAUGAGGAUUUGCUACAAACUCAGUAGCAAGGUUCAAUCGAUACGAGAAGGUGAUGUCCUUCAAGACCAAGGCUAGAAGCAGAUGCCUAGAUUUCCUGGGAGGCUGUCUGACCAUCACUACUUUGGUCCUGAUCAUAGCAUACGGAACAUUCUUGUUCGUCAGACUAAUGAAGAGAUCAGAUUUCAGCUUGAAUCAAACCAUUGAAAAAAUCCAAGUUGCAGACGAUGUAAGCCUCAUAGACAUCACUCCCUUUGAUGAUAUCGAAUUCAGACUGAAUGUAAUUAAAACUGGUGGUUAUAAAGAAAAUCCUGCAAUUCCUUUGGAUGAAGCUUUGAAAUUUAUUGGCAUUAAAAUUUAUAAAAUCAAUGGACGCAGGUAUAAGGAUAUAUAACCGAAACAUUCCAAUCCUUAGAUUGUGAGGAAUCUUCUCUCACGAGUGACAAAAACACAGUGAAAUCUCUUUGACUUAAACUAGCCAAUACCCAAAUAACUAAGGAAGGUGAAGGCACUCUUAAUAGUGGAGGGCUCAAGAUUAGGGUCUUUCAUUGCCUUGAAAGUGUCCAUAAUGGCAUCUGUGAUAAUCCUGAAAUAAUGAAAAGCCUCAUUUCGUAUUAUAAAGUGGAUCUAAGGGUUGCCAGUAAGUAUGUCGACUUGAAUGACUUUGAAAAUCCUAUUAAGAGUUACUCUGAAGCACUUGAUGAAUGGAAGCUCUAUCCUAAUAUAGAAUUUGAGACUACUCAUUUUAUCCAAAGGCAAGAGGUGUAUCUUGAAGACUCUUUAUUUCCAACUUUGAUAGAGCCUGAACCAAUAAAGUUCAACAAGGUUAGCAAAAAGGAGAGCUCCCAGUUUCGGAUAAUCUAUCGAGAUAUAGAGUCAAAUAAUUCUCAUAUGAUGUUUUCUACAAUUAUUCGUUUAAGUGAUGAGGUCUUUAAGUUUCGCAGAAAGACAUUUACACUGAUGGAGCUAGUAGGUACUAUUGGAGGCAUCUUCGAAAUCUUUGAAGUCAUCUUUGCUCUAAUCCUUGGAAUUCUCUAUAAGUUUUACUUCAAGAAAUUCUUAGCCAGCGAGGUUCAGAAAUACUCAGUGCAGCUGGAUGAAACUCAAAAAGAAUUAGAACAACUCAAAGCUAUUUGCAAUGCAAAUUCUGAGUUGCUGAGAAAUACUCAUCAAUCUACUAAAAAUAGAGCCAUAAACAAGCUGGACAACAUUACUGAGGAACAAAAUUUCCAAAAGGAACAUCUUAAAGAGAAUAAUUGCGAAGAAAAGAAGUUGAAAGAUAAUGAACCUGAGGAACAAAAAGAAGAAUUCAAAGAUAUUGAUAAAGCUCAAUUUAAAGGCUUCUAUUAUAAAGAAGAAUCUCUAUCUACUCUCCAGAAGAAAACCUCAAAAGUGUGCCCCGAAGUAUUUUUAAAUGAAGGAGGCCAGGAAGAGCAUGCCCAAACAUAUAUAUCAAGCUUAUAGUAAACUCUGAAUACACAAGCUUCAAAGAGAUCCUGGAUACCCUGGACGAGCAGAGAGACUGUCUGAGCAUUCUCUUCAGAAUCAGAGAACUUGAAGUCAAGAUUAACUACUUAUUAAGCAGAGACAUAGACUAUGUUAAGCUCAAGAAAGGAAGUAUCAACUCUGAAAGCAUUAAGAAUAAAAUGAGAGGAAAUUUGAAAAAUAAAAAGGCUCGAGAAAAACUUAAGGAAGAACCAGGAGAGGAGUCAUUCCAUCAAUUGCUGGAGGAAAUCCCUAAUCAUGCAAAAUUGCGUCCAAUAAAGGCAAUUAACUCUAAAAACAAGACACCUCUGACUCACAGUUCUUACCCACAAAACCAGUCCACGAUCAACCCCGAACACAGAGGAGGUCAGAUUCGCCUGCUGCAGUACAAGCUUGAAGACUGCGAAUAUUUGUAA